Acanthaster planci (crown-of-thorns starfish) is the source of this 2154-nucleotide messenger RNA. RefSeq lists its product as uncharacterized. The record is from RefSeq and is a predicted model, not a curated record. Lineage: Eukaryota; Metazoa; Echinodermata; Asteroidea; Valvatida; Acanthasteridae.
UUGAUUAGAUAAAUAGAUUUAGAUCCACCAUCUUUGAUAGGUUGAUUUGGGAGAUUUCGUGCGAGAUUUAAUUUGUUGUAUCACGGGGGCGGGUAUCGUUGUGUAUGUGGGAAGUUAUGGACUUCAGUCGGACCGAUCGCGAGGGGGCCUCUUUUAACCCAUUGCCUCAAAAAGUUCCUAUGCGCUAUUCCUUCAGCAUAGAGCAGAAGCGGAUCUUGAUGAAACAUUAUGAGAAAGGCAUGCAUGGACAGAGCUUGGCCUAUCAGGACAAGAUAGUUGCAUGCGCUCAAGAGGCAGGGGUGGACUUUGACAUUGUCAGGAACUGGAUUGGGAACAUGCGUCGUAAACGCCGGAUGGAAAGUGCUCAGAGGAAUCCCAUGCCAGGCAUUGUGCUACAGCAUGACCAGUCAGUCGAGAAUAAACGCCGUUACCUUUCGACAACCAGUGCCUUUGGAGGACCACAGAAUCUCAUCUGCCACCCACCGGAUGGGGGACAGCAGCCCAACCAGAUGGGUGCCGCACCCAGAGUUAUCGGCCCUGGUUUGCACAAUGCUCUCCCUCCUGGUACUGUGAGGAAUGCCCCCUUGGCCCCCCGAGAUCCGAAUGUCAACCAGCCAAGCUUGGGGCCAGUUGGCAUUGGGCAGCCUGGGACCAGCACCGCCCAGGCUAUGUUUCUGACAACCCCUGCAAAACAGGAAUUGGACGCUGAUAAAAGCAGUUGUCUGGUUGCCAGCACAGCACUACAGUCCACAUCCCACCCACAACAGUUACACGUCGCAGGCCUGAACACGACAGGCGUCGACAGAUUUCCGGACGAGACAAUUCCACUAGUGAUCAAUCAAGGGUCCACAGUAAAUCAAGAGGUUGAAGAAGGCGAGUGGAGACAACAGCAGAUUCAGAAAAUAAUGCAACAAAUUCAGCAAUCUGUCCAUCAACUGGAAAGUCUCGGCUGUGAGUGUGUUGUAGCCAGUGUAAUUCCCUCUGACGGUGGCACCUACAUCACCGGUACCCCAGUGGCAGUCCAGUACUUCUCCGAGAUCCAGAAGAUUCAGGCCAUGGCAGACUAUGUGAACCCCACAACCCCAACGUCAGUUACCAGUGACAACGUGCCCAACGAUGCUGCAGAGGAGGUCAAUGAUGCCUCUAAUGGCCAGCGAAAGCAGCCGGGGCAGGCUACCAAUACAAAGGAGGAGGCGGGAGACAGGGAGUGUCUGGAAGCAAGAGGGGGUGAUCACACAGAAGAAGAAAAGGCAGGAAAAGUAGACUUGGACAGAAGAGACGGAGAGAUCAUACAUGCAGGGGAGGAGGUUUACAUUGUCAACAAGGAGCAUUACAUCAUUGGAACUGGUACCUUGCUCCCGGCACCCCACAAACGCAUUGAGCUGAAGAACACACCACUUUGACAAAGCUGGCAGACACUCAGAAUUUCUACUUGAGGGUAACAACAUUAACCUUAACUCUCUGCGGAAUUCAGGAAAGUUGUGAUCGCCACCAUUGUGUGGGUUGAGUUGUAGCACAUACAUGAUAUGCAAUACAGUAGUUCUUGUUUCUCGGAAAUGCUGGCAAACCCAUGGAAAUCUAGGAAUAAUCAUGGAGUCAUGUAAACUAUUGAGAUUGAACAGAAACACUGAUGUAUAUGAGAUCAUGGGAGUAUUGUUAGCAAUCCUAGAAAAGUUAUGAGAAAGUUAAAAAGCUAACUAAAAACCAUUUAAUACUGUCUUGUUAACUCUAGGAAGUCUGAAAUGUCAAAUCAUCAAAAUGCAAUUCUAUUGUAGCAUUAGUUUUUCCACUUUUAAAGAGAAGAAAAGUAUCGAAAGCCUUCCACUGUAACUUGCCAACUAACAAUCUGAAACUAUGGAUUAGCAGAUCAGCAAUUUUUCUUGCCAUUCCUAAAGUUGUUUCCUCCAACUCAAUUUACACAUCACAAUGAUCAGACUGAUUCUUGUUAUCAAAGAUCUGAAAAGGGUGAAAAGUUUAGCCUGGUUCACUGUCACACUCAGGUCAUUAAUUUAUUCAUUCAAAAAUACAUGUAAGACUAUUUAUUACUGAAAAUGGGUCUCUUGGGAGAUAUUCCCAUAAGAAUGUGCACAAACUUUACUGUCCCAUAAUUAAAUAUUCCCUAAUCUGAUCUGAACCAAACUUUGUAUGUUUUCA